GGUAGACCAAUGUAAUUUGAUGACAAGUAGAGAUUGUGCUGUUUAAUGUUCGCCUCCUCUCGAAAAUCGAGCUUGUUCAGCAGCCUGUUCCAAACCCCUCACAUAAUAUGCAGAGGAAGCAGCCGGAAUAGAGUUAUCUCCGGGUCAGACAUCGCUGCCAGCUCAAAGGUCUCUGCACAGUGGACUCGGCUGGGACUGAGCGAGAAGAAGCCGCAAGAGCAGAAGCCGGCAUACGCUACCAGUGACCAAAGAAUGGCGUCCCUCUCAGAGUUAAAGGAAAUUUUCCGCAAGGCAGACGCUGUGUGCUUUGAUGUGGACAGCACUGUCAUCAAAGAAGAGGGCAUCGAUGAACUGGCCAAGUUCUGUGGCGUGGGGGAUGCUGUAGCAGAAAUGACACGCAGAGCGAUGGGGGGAUCUCUGACAUUCAGGGCAGCCCUCACAGAGAGGCUCGCGUUAAUCCGGCCAACAAGGGAACAGGUACAAGCUCUGAUAACUGAGCACCCCCCAAGGCUUACUGAGGGCAUAAAGGAACUGGUUCAUAAGCUGCAUCAGAGGAACAUCCAAGUCUUCCUCAUAUCUGGCGGAUUCCACAGCAUUGUGGAGCAUGUAGCUACACAGCUAGACAUCCCUCUGACCAACAUCUAUGCAAACAGACUCAAGUUCUACUUUAAUGGGGAGUAUGCUGGAUUUGAUGAGACACAGCUCACAGCAGAAUCCGGCGGAAAAGGAAAAGUCAUUGGCUUGCUGAAGGAAAAGUAUGGUUUCCGAAAAAUUGUGAUGGUCGGAGAUGGAGCUACUGACAUGGAAGCUUGCCCCCCAGCAGACGGAUUCAUCGGCUUUGGAGGCAACGUGACAAGACAACAGGUGAAGGAGAAAGCAAAGUGGUAUAUUACAGACUUCGAGGAGCUGCUGAGAGAACUUGAUAGUGACAGUAUCAAAAUGAAUCACAAUGAUAUAUUUUACUAGUGUGCGUGUAGUAGAAAACCAAUGUAGUUUUAUAUUGCAUAGCAAAGCUUUUUAUGUAAACCUUUCCGCAGUGGAAGGUAGAAUUUAUUUUCCAUUUUUUUACAUAUUAUCUAGUGUAGUACAUAACGAAUAUAUAUAUAUAUUUAUAUAUAUAUAUAUACAGUUCUUAGAUUUAACAAAUUGUUCAUAACUUGAAAGUCCAUUGUAUUCAAUGUAUUUUUAGUGUUUCUUAGAAAUAAUACUUUUUUUUUUCUUCUUCAUACAUAAGAGUGUUUUUGUCGGUGGACCGUAGCAAUUUUUCUAUAACAAGAUAACAUUUGAGAAAGGGGUAGCCUUUUCAAAAUCUUUUGACUCAAUGUCUUUCUUAUGACACUGACCUAUCCUAUAGUAAAUGUAUUGAUAUUAUUAGUGCCUGUUCACCAUUGAAUGCAUAAGCCAUCAGCACCUUUUGAACCUGUCGACGUGGUGGAUGUUUGAACCAUAGUGUUUCUGUACUUUAAACUAGUUCAUAAAGAAUUCACUUUAUGUUUGACUAAUUAUGUGUGUAUGUCCUAAUUGUAGCACUUUGGCGGAAACAUUAUAAACUGUUUGGACCAGCAAAAA
Messenger RNA from Spea bombifrons (plains spadefoot toad), 1569 nucleotides. It is a transcript of the gene PSPH, whose product is annotated as phosphoserine phosphatase. Lineage: Eukaryota; Metazoa; Chordata; Amphibia; Anura; Pelobatidae. The transcript is spliced from 6 exons. The record is from RefSeq and is a predicted model, not a curated record. Gene Ontology annotation, molecular function: L-phosphoserine phosphatase activity; magnesium ion binding. Gene Ontology annotation, cellular component: cytoplasm. Gene Ontology annotation, biological process: L-serine biosynthetic process; dephosphorylation. The coding region runs from base 46 to 966 and encodes 306 amino acids.